UAACUGCCACAAUUAUUUACAUGAACUUUUCAAAUAUUUGAUUUUACCAGCUUUUUUAUCAUGUCAAACAAACGAAACAAGCAACAAUCGAAUAGCCGAUCGUUUAAUAAUUCUGAACUGUCAAAAGGGUUUCAUCUCUUGACCGAAUCUUCGCAUACAGUAAAAGUCAAUACACCGUCCGUUCCACCCAACAGUGCUCAUCUUUAUCCACGACUAGCUGGAUCUAACUGGACAAGCUAUCUAACACAGCCAAGUAUUAUUCUUGGACGUUCUGGAACGGCAGUCAGAUCAACACGGCAAACCCCAGCGCAAGCACAAGUUGAUCUCGAUUUUGGAAGUUCCAAAGCCAUUUCACGUAAACAUUGCGAGAUUCGAUUCAGCUCCAGUCGCGAUCGUUGGGAAUUGUAUGUGUAUAGUCGUAAUGGUGUUAAAUUGAACCAAAUCAUGAAAAAGCCGCACGAUAAACCAAACGUAUUAAAAACAGGCGCCUUGAUCGAGAUAUGCAAUACUAGCUUUAUCUUCUUCUUACCAAGCAAUUAUAUAAAGCCAACAUAUCAAGAGAAAAAUCAGUCUAGUGCGAGUACACCAGAAAACAAUACGGAGGAUAAUAGUCUCGAUCACGAAUUAGAGAUUGCAUUGAUACAAAUUUUUGAGGACACUGGUAGUUUAAACACGACUGAAAUACUGGAAAAAGUUAAACAAUGUUACACAAAACCCGUCGAAAAGGAAAGUAUUCUUCAUUUGCUUGUUCUAAGCCCUCGAUUCCAAUUAGCACCAAACUCCAUAUCCAUGUCUUCAAAAGAUGCUGAUUCUGUCAAAUGGAUACUUAUACCCUUAACCACCAACUUAAUAGGUGCCGAUGGAAUGUAUGAUAAAGACGAGAUGUCUAUUAAUGCACCCACAUCCAAUACAAAAAGCGCACCAAUUUCGGAAAAAGAUAAAAAUCAUGUCGUGAGGCUAGACAGUAAUGACGAUAUGAGCAUCGUCUCAACUCCUGUAGCUGGACAUGAUAGUCAACCGUUUAGUGUGAUGAGCCGUAGUAAUCAUGACGACAUGAGUAUUGCCUCGCCAUCUGGGGAUGUUUCUGAUGGCCAGCCAAUGAGUUGGAAAGAUAGCCUGCCCUUUAAAUUAAGGAGUUAUAGUGACCAUGAUAACAUGUCCAUCUCUACUUCAGAAAAUGGAGUAUUACCUGAUGAGGAUUCAACAAAAAAUGUUCCAUCAGGUAUAAGUAUAUCCUUGUCCAGGUUCUUUGAUAAAGAAGAUGGCUGGUCUUUGUUUAUGCAACCACAUGAGGAUACCCAUAUAGAGGCUAAUGGACCAAAUCAGCCUAUUUCACAAGCGCCAACCAUAUUUCGUGCCAUGUCUAUUGAGUCCAUGUACUCUGUGUGGUCUAAUGGCACCUCUUAUGCCGGUGAUGCAGUAGAAGAUGGCGAAAGACCAAACAAAAGAUUGAAAUCUGUUGAAAAGGAUGGAGAAGAUUCGCAUGUCGACAUAUAUAAGGAUAUCCGCCGAAAGAUUGUUUAUUGAGCAUUUAUAAUAAAGUAUCUAUUCUG
Mucor mucedo is the source of this 1553-nucleotide messenger RNA. RefSeq lists its product as uncharacterized. The coding region runs from base 61 to 1527 and encodes 488 amino acids. Gene Ontology annotation, biological process: regulation of ribosomal protein gene transcription by RNA polymerase II. Gene Ontology annotation, cellular component: nucleus. The record is from RefSeq and is a predicted model, not a curated record. The transcript is spliced from 4 exons. NCBI's taxonomy places the organism in Eukaryota, Fungi, Mucoromycota, Mucoromycetes, Mucorales, Mucoraceae. Gene Ontology annotation, molecular function: sequence-specific DNA binding; protein binding.